AUGACGGGUCUUCCGUCGACGUGGACGACGCUUCAACCGGAAGUGGACGUUCAGCUCGGCGACGUGGAAGUAGGCUGACUGCCUCUGUAUCCCGCAGCCGUCACUUUACUGCCGCAACAAUGAUUAAGAAAUUCGACAAGAAGGACGAGGAGUCAGGAAGUGGGUCGAACCCUUUCCAGAAUCUGGAGAAGAGUGCAGUUCUGCAGGAGUCACGUAUUUUCAACGAGACCCCCAUAAACCCAAGACGAUGUCUACACAUUCUGACCAAAAUCAUCUAUCUCCUCAACCAGGGGGAACAUUUUGGAACGACGGAGGCAACCGAAGCCUUCUUUGCCAUGACCAGACUCUUUCAGUCCAAUGAUCAAACUCUGAGGAGGAUGUGCUACCUGACCAUCAAAGAGAUGGCCAACAUCUCAGAGGAUGUCAUUAUUGUUACCAGCAGUCUGACCAAGGACAUGACUGGCAAGGAAGAUGUCUACAGAGGACCUGCGAUCAGAGCUCUGUGCAGGAUUACAGAUACCACCAUGCUCCAAGCUAUUGAGAGAUACAUGAAGCAGGCUAUUGUUGACAAAGUGCCCAGUGUGUCCAGUUCUGCCCUGGUGUCUUCACUGCACAUGGUGAAGAUGAGCUAUGACGUCGUGAAGCGUUGGGUGAAUGAAGCUCAAGAAGCUGCUUCCAGUGAUAAUAUCAUGGUGCAGUACCAUGCCCUGGGCCUCUUGUACCACCUCAGGAAGAACGAUCGUUUGGCCGUCACCAAGAUGCUGAACAAGUUCACCAAGUCUGGUCUCAAGUCUCCCUUUGCUUACUGCAUGCUCAUCAGAAUCGCCAGCAAACUGCUGGAUGAAACAGAGGGAGGUCACGACAGUCCUCUGUUUGACUUUAUUGAGAGCUGCCUGAGGAACAAGAACGAGAUGGUGGUGUACGAGGCAGCGUCAGCCAUCGUUCACAUGCCCAACUGUACAGCCAGAGAGCUGGCCCCCGCUGUGUCCGUGUUGCAGCUCUUCUGCAGCUCUCCUAAAGCUGCCCUGAGGUACGCUGCAGUCAGGACCCUCAACAAGGUGGCAAUGAAACACCCAUCAGCAGUCACAGCUUGCAAUCUGGACCUUGAGAAUCUGAUCACUGACUCCAACCGCAGCAUCGCCACCCUGGCCAUCACCACUCUGCUCAAGACCGGCAGUGAGAGCAGCGUGGACCGACUCAUGAAGCAGAUUUCCUCAUUCGUGUCUGAGAUCUCAGAUGAGUUCAAGGUUGUUGUGGUGCAGGCCAUCAGUGCCCUGUGUCAGAAGUAUCCCAGGAAACACAGUGUGAUGAUGAACUUCUUGUCCAACAUGCUGAGAGAUGACGGGGGGUUUGAGUACAAGCGUGCCAUAGUGGACUGCAUUAUCGGCAUCAUCGAGGAGAACCCCGAGAGCAAAGAGACGGGUCUGGCUCACCUGUGCGAGUUCAUCGAGGACUGUGAGCACACGGUGCUGGCCACCAAGAUCCUGCACCUGCUGGGCAAAGAGGGCCCACGCACGCCCCAGCCGUCCAAGUACAUCCGCUUCAUCUUCAACCGGGUGGUGCUGGAGAGCGAGGCCGUUCGUGCAGCUGCGGUCAGCGCUUUGGCCAAAUUUGGAGCUCAGAAUGACGACCUGCUGCCAAGUGUUCUGGUCCUUAUGCAGAGGUGCAUGAUGGACAGUGAUGAUGAAGUGAGGGACAGAGCGACCUUCUACAUGAAUGUGCUGCAGCAGAAGCAGAAAGCUCUGAACGCUGCUUACAUCUUCAAUGGUUUGUCUGUCUCUGUCCCCGGCCUGGAAAAGUCCCUCCACCAGUACACACUGGAGCCUUCAGAGAGACCUUUUGACCUGAAGUCUGUUCCUCUGGCCAGUGCUCCAAUCACAGAGCAGAAGACAGAACUGGCUCCUGUCGCAUCCAGCAAGAUUCCAGAAAAGUUGGCUCCGUCACGUCAGGACAUCUACCAGGAGCAACUGGCGUCCAUCACAGAGUUCCAGGGUCUUGGCCCACUCUUCAAGUCCUCGGAGCCAGUGCAGUUGACGGAGGCUGAGACGGAGUACGUGGUCCGCUGCAUCAAACACACCUUCGCCGGACACAUGGUGUUCCAGUUUGACUGCACUAACACCCUGAACGACCAGCUGCUACAGAAGGUCAUUGUUCAGAUGGAGCCAGCAGAGGCCUACGAGGUGAUCAACUACAUCCCUGCCCAGAACCUGCCCUACAGUCAGCCCGGCUCCUGCUACACCCUGGUCCGUCUGCCUGACGACGAUCCAACUGCUGUGUCCUGCACCUUCAGCUGUACCAUGAAGUACCUGGUCAGAGACUGUGACCCCAACUCGGGAGAACCUGAUGACGACGGUUAUGAUGAUGAAUACGUGCUGGAAGACCUGGAGGUCACUGUCGCAGACCACAUCCAGAAGGUCUUGAAACCCAACUUUGGAGCAGCGUGGGAGGAAGUGGGGGAUGAGUUUGAGAGGGAGGAGACCUUUGCCCUGGCUUCUGUACGAACUCUGGACGAGGCGGUCAGUAACAUCAUCAGCUUCCUGGGAAUGCAACCAUGUGAACGCUCCGACAAAGUCCCUGAAAACAAGAACUCACACGUCCUCUUCCUGGCAGGUGUUUUCCGUGGAUGCCACGAUGUUCUCGUCCGAGCUCGCCUUGCACUAGCCGACAGUGUCACCAUGCAGGUGACGGUGCGGAGCACAGAAGAGACAGUCGUGGACGUCAUCUUGGCGUCUGUGGGCUGAAGUGCCAACAUCUGAGGAGCUCACGUUGUCUUCUUUUUUCCACAGAAUUUUAACUUUGUUUUUUUUCUCGUUCCCUGUCUUUGUCUGAAAUAUAACUAUUGUAAUCACAGUGGAAUGACAAUAAAAGUCUCAACUGUCAA
Molecule: messenger RNA, 2881 nt
Organism: Cynoglossus semilaevis (tongue sole)
Lineage: Eukaryota; Metazoa; Chordata; Actinopteri; Pleuronectiformes; Cynoglossidae
Gene: copg2
Product: COPI coat complex subunit gamma 2
Exons: 24
Coding region: 120-2741 (873 amino acids)
Biological process (GO): protein secretion; intracellular protein transport; endoplasmic reticulum to Golgi vesicle-mediated transport
Cellular component (GO): endoplasmic reticulum; COPI vesicle coat; endoplasmic reticulum-Golgi intermediate compartment
Molecular function (GO): structural molecule activity
Source: RefSeq, a predicted model, not a curated record